Molecule: messenger RNA, 14270 nt
Organism: Anopheles nili
Lineage: Eukaryota; Metazoa; Arthropoda; Insecta; Diptera; Culicidae
Gene: trol
Product: basement membrane-specific heparan sulfate proteoglycan core protein
Exons: 51
Coding region: 11-13123 (4370 amino acids)
Cellular component (GO): plasma membrane
Molecular function (GO): protein binding
Source: RefSeq, a predicted model, not a curated record
GCCUGGCGCAAUGGCGGCCAACAGGUCCGGCCAGCGGGUGGUAGUGGCGAAGCUGCUGCUGCUGCUGUUGCUGCCCCUGCUCGUCACACUCGGAACGGAUGCAACCCGCCAGCUACCGACCGUUGUGCAGAGCGAGAAUUCACACGACAGCGAUCUAGUGUUUGAAGAUGACAGACCUAAUGUUGAUCGGCUGGACAUGGAGAAUCAGCGAAACCUCCGGUGGUCGAUGUCAGCGCAGUCCAAGCCCGCGCUCGAACCCUCCGAUGUUUCGCCCGUCUUCGAGGGGCCACUCGGCAGCGAUGAGCUGUCCUACGUGUCCGACGAUGUCCGUGAACAGGACGACGGCGACUACGACGAAGACGAGAACGAGGAGGACUUUGAAGAUGAGCGCGAGAACGAGCUGUCCUCGCCCGGGGACGAACAGGAGCAGAGCUGGUUGAUGCGUAGCGUAAAACGCAUCAAGCGCAGCUUCGACAGCCUGUGGAUUGAUUCGAAAUCUAGCCAAGGUGGUGACGACACCGAACGGGUGCACAGCAACGGAACCAAGCAGGGCAAACACAAGAAGAAAGCAAAAGGCGACGGAAAGCCCGGAAAAGCGAAAGGCAGCAAGCAUCUAACAAAGGAAGAACGCCAGCGCAGACGGGAGCAGAAGGAAGCAAAAUCUAACAUUGCCACACAGGAACUGGCGGGCGGUUUAGGAACCGGCUCCAAACCUCACGAACGUCUGAUCCCGGCGGUAGCUCAAAACUCAAUUUCGUCGAGCACGGAUAAAGAAUUCAAGUUCAGUGCAAGUCGGCUGAAGCGGCAUUUUGACGAUGGUCCCAUCGACAACGAGGGCAGUGGUUUCGAUGGAUCCGGUGAGCCAGGAACGGGCGACGAGAGCUGGACCUACUACAAAAUGACGAUCACGCUGGACGAACCGUUCAGUAACAGCAUGCGCGAUCCGCACAAAAAUGCCGCGAUGCUGUCGGAAGUGAAGGCAAUCGUCAAGCGGCUGAUCGACGAUGCGCUGCGGACUGACUUUGUGGUGACAGCGAAACGAUUCGACCCGUACCCAUCCGACAAUCGAUUGACGCUAAUAACGCUAGAACUGAAUGCACCGAAGGAUUUUAAUUUGGACGAAAUGGAGGACCGAAUCAGAGCCCAGCUUCAAAACGGCCCCUAUCAGCUGCGCGCCGAUGGUCUUUCGUUGGUGCUAGCCGAUGAAGCCGGCGUAGGGUCCGAUCGUCCUAACUCGAUCACGGAAGAGACCAUCCUCGAUCCGUUCCCAGAUCGUACGCACUCCAGCAGCGGUGGUUUCGCAAACGAGGAUGAGGAGGAAGAAGAUGAAGAGGAAUAUGCUGAAGAAGAUGUCACUGAUCGGCCAUCCCGCACAGAAUCGCCGACUACGAAGAAGACUACCGUGAAGGGGCGCGUGUUAGAUUUUGACGACGACGAUGCGAACGGUGACCAAGAUCACCGUAUCCCUGGCAGAUUCCCCGUCUUCAGAGAACCAGGCCGUCCUCUCUUCAGAGAACCAGUCCAUGCUCCAUCGCAAGAUUUGUGCCGCGGUGACGAUAAAGUUCCUUGUGGCCAGUCCUCCGUGUAUAUAUGCGCGGUACAAUGGUGCGACAAUACUCCGGACUGUCCGAACGGCGAGGACGAAAACCCCGACGAGUGCCCCCCGAAAAGUUGUGCAAAGGAUGAAUUUCUCUGCGAUGGAGCUACAUGCAUUCCGCUUUCCAAGAGGUGCGACGGUGAGUUUGAUUGCGGCGAUGACCAGGAUGAAGCAAACUGUGAUAAAAAGGAAUGCCGCAACAACGAGUACACUUGUGCGGACGGUAGCUGCAUCAGCGAGUCCCAUCGCUGUGACGGAUAUGAUCACUGCCCGGAUGGUGACGACGAACUCGACUGCACAACGGAUUACCCUGCGUGCGAUGAAACGAGCGAAUUCCACUGCCAGAUCGAUGGAUCCUGCAUCCCAAAAAAUGCCGUCUGCGACAACCACGUGGACUGCACGGAUGGUGCGGACGAACGAGGAUGCGGAGACCCCCCGCGCCCGUGCUCGAUCCGCGAGUUCGAGUGCCGGUGGGACAAGCGGUGUAUACCGAUCGAGAAAAAAUGCGAUAAGGUGUAUGACUGUGAAGACCGAACCGACGAGCAAGUUUGCGACUGCACCGAGCACGAGUUCCGUUGCGGAAACGGAUACUGCAUUCCGUUCGUCCAGCGCUGCGAUCGCGUGCACCACUGUAACGACCGCUCGGAUGAGUUGGGAUGCGACUAUGCAAAUCAACGAUGCAGCAAGCACGAGUACCAAUGUGGUAAUGGAAAUUGCAUUCCCAAGGAUGACAUGUGCAAUGGAAUCGACGAUUGUGAUGAUAAUACCGACGAAACGGAUCCAUCUUGCGAAGAGUACAUCCAAUCGAACUGCGAAUCGGACGAGUAUACCUGUUACAAUGGUGAAUGCAUACCGUACUCAAAAGUAUGUGACAAUCAUCCCGAUUGCUCGGACAACACCGACGAAAUGUCCUGCGAACAUACCCCACCGUUCAAAUCGCUGAGCCGAUGUGGCCAGGGCCAGUUCGAAUGUAACGACGGCAUAUGCAUUGCGGAUUACAAGCACUGUAACGGCAUCGUUGACUGCCACGAUGAAUCCGACGAGACUGGCUGCAACUCUGAUGAGUGCAGUGCGAACGAGUUCUCGUGCGAUGGCCAGUGCUAUGAGCUGCGGGUGUACUGCAACGGCAUCGCCGAUUGUGCCGAUGGCAAGGACGAACAGAACUGCAUCACCUGCCACGGUGGUGCCUUCCAUUGCAAGAGUAAUCAGUGCAUCCUGCCGGAGAACCGUUGCGACGGAGAGGCGCAUUGUAGCGACGGUAGUGACGAACAUGGCUGUAACAACAAUACGAGCUGCAAUCGGGGCGAGUGGCAGUGCAGAAACGGCAUUUGCAUAAACAGUGAUUUCCGGUGCGAUGGGUCGAGCGAUUGCACUGACAACUCGGACGAGGAGGACUGCGAGAAUGAAGUACGGCCCAGUGAGCGCUGCCGGGACGAUGAAUUCUAUUGCGAUGGCCGGUGCGUCGAUGGCGAUAGGCGAUGCGAUGGAAGGCAGGAUUGCCACGACGGAACGGAUGAGCACGACUGCCCAAUGUCCCCGGAGGAACUUGAGCGUUGUCCGGAGCUUGAGUGUCCCGAUGGUAGCUGCUUCCUGCAUUCGCAACGUUGCAACGGCCGACGAGACUGCGCGGAUGGGUACGAUGAGCAAAGCUGUCCUUGCCGAUCGAACGAAUUCACCUGCGGAGACGGCCUGUGCAUCCCGAACUAUCAACUGUGUGACAGGCGUCAGGACUGUGCCGAUGGAUCGGACGAACGAAACUGUUCCUGCGCGAGGAACGAGUUCCAAUGCAGUACGGGCAAGUGUAUUGAUGAGAGCCGGCGCUGCGAUCAUCGGAUCGACUGUUCCGACGGUUCGGACGAAAGAGAUUGCAGGCCAGCGUCCUGUAGACCUAACGAAUGGAUGUGCCAAAGUGGCCAGUGCAUCCGGCUCGACCAGCGAUGCAAUCGCCGGUACGAUUGUCGGGAUGGUAGUGAUGAGUCGAGCUGCUACAGCUGCGGUCCAAACAAGUUCCGAUGUGAGAAUGGUCCUUGCAUUGCAAUGACGAUGAAAUGUAACGGCCGGGUUGACUGCCCGUACGAUACUAGCGAUGAACUCGAUUGUACUGAAGAAUUCCAGAAUGCGCCCCCACCGCCGUUCGAUCAGCCGCGACUGAACCUCAAAACCUACCCAGAUGAACAAACGAUCAAGGAGAAGGAAAUUUUGGAGGGCAAUGAAGUGGUCUUCCAGUGUCGCGACGAAGGUCCAAUGCACGCCAAAGUUAAAUGGGCCCGUCCCAAUGGUCAACCUCUGCCUCCCGGCACGCGUGACUUAAACGGACGACUGGAGAUACCGAACAUUCGGAUCGAUCACAAUGGAGAGUACAUCUGCGAAGCUGUUGGAUAUCCAAAGUCGACGCCCGGAAGUAGCAAACUGGUCCACCUGAGUGUUGAACGAUACAACUACCAACGGCCACCAACAGCGUGUGCGGUGAACGAAGCCACCUGCAUGAACGGAGACUGUAUCCUGAAGUCACAGAUCUGCGAUGGCAACCGAGACUGUUCUGAUGGGUCCGACGAGACCGGUUGCACGCCGCAUCCGUGCGAACCGAACCAAUUCAAGUGCCGCAACAGCAAGUGCGUACUCAAGACGUGGCUGUGUGAUGGCGAACAGGAUUGUGGAGACGGUUCGGACGAGGAAAACUGUGCCACCCUAUCCCCGAACGCUCCAUGCCGGUACGACGAGUUCCAGUGCCGGUCGGGCCAGUGCAUCCCUAAAUCAUUUCAGUGCGACACGCACCCGGACUGUAUGGACAAGUCGGACGAGGUUGGCUGCAUGGCCCCAUCGGUGAUAAAGCCGCCUCCUCCGUCACUAACAAUACCCGCUGGUGGUGUCCUGAACAUCACGUGCCAUUCAACGGGCGUUCCCGUUCCGUUGAUCGUCUGGCGCUUGAACUGGGGCCAUGUACCGGAAAAGUGCCAAUCGUACAAUGACCAGGGUUUCGGUCGGCUAACUUGCCCGGAUAUGCAACCGAUCGACUCUGGUGCGUACUCGUGCGAAAUCAUCAAUACGAUUGAUACGCUGUUUGUGUCACCGGACACAAUCGUCAUCGUAGCGGGUAGCGGUCCCGUCUGCCAGCAGGGUUUCUUCAACAACAAGGCCGUCAAUCCGACUGAUUGCAUUAACUGUUUCUGCUUCGGUGUUUCAACCACCUGUAGCAGUGCCGAUCUGUACACGUACGCUCUCAAGCCUCCGGUGUCAUCGCUAACGAUCGUCGGUGUCGAAGGACCGUGGUCCGGGCGAAGGGAGCUCAUGGUAGGCGAGUUCGAGAACCAUAACCUCACCGCCCAGCGCCAUGGUGUCCAGCUGCGCCUAACGAAUCUCGUUCCGGGACGACGUGUCCCGUACUAUUCGCUACCGGAAGAAUACAAGGGCAACCAGCUGAAAUCGUACGGUGGAUCAAUUCGCUACGACGUGGAGUACGAUGGCUCCGGGCGUCCUAUUAAUGCGCCCGACGUGAUCCUGAAAGGAAAUGGUAUGACCCUGUUUCACUGGCACAAGGGUUCGUUCCGUCCGGACAUCAAGAACCACGUUUCGGUUAGUUUACUCCCGAACAAUUGGGUGCAAACGGAUCGAUCACCGGCUAGCCGUGAGGACAUCAUGAUGGCAUUGGCCAACAUCGACAGCAUCCUGAUACGCAUGCAGUACGUGGACGGUAUCGAACGCAACAUCGAGCUUGUCAACAUUAUGAUGGAUUCGGCAGCGCAGGACGACCGCGGACUAGGAUCGGCCUCACUCGUCGAGCAGUGCCGCUGCCCACCGGGCUAUCGAGGAUUGUCCUGCGAGAGCUGUGACUACGACUACGUGCGCCAGAGCAGCGGUCCCUGGUUGGGCCGUUGUGUGCCACGAGCGGAAGAAUGCCGUCCCGGGUACUACGGUGACCCGAACCGAGGCAUUCCUUGCUCCCCAUGCCCGUGUCCGCAAGCUGGCGAUAAGUCACGUGCUCGUACCUGCUAUCUUGACAGCCGGGACAACGUGGUUUGCAAGUGCGACCGCGGAUACGCCGGCGAACGGUGCAUGGAGUGUGAUGUGGGCUACGUCGGUAAUCCGCUCGGUGAGGGAUGCUUCCCACGCCCGGUGUCCAACUGUAACUCUCUCGGAACGGAUCGCGUAUUGCCGGACGGUCGGUGCUACUGCAAACUGGGCAUUGAUGGGCAGUACUGCGAUCGGUGUGCUAACCACCACUUCCAUAUGAACGAGAACGGCUGCGUCGGAUGUUUCUGCAUGGGCGUAACGAACCAGUGCAGCAGUACGACCUGGACGCGUGACACUAUCCAGGCGUCAUUUGUCGAUGGUCGAUCGGGUUUCUCGUUGAUCUCGGACUACACCAACCCGUCGGUCGUUGCAAAUGCGUUGCCAGUUUCAAAUAGAGAGAUAGUGUACCGCAACUUUGGGGCGAACGACGAAACCUUCUACUGGAGGCUUCCAACACAGUUCUUGGGCAAUAAGUUGACCUCGUUUGGAGGGCAUUUGAAUUACACGCUGCGCUACACUCCUCAUUCUUCGGGAGGUGUUUCGCGCAACAACUCUCCAGAUGUCGUGCUGCACAGUGGCAAUAAGAUCAAGCUACACCAUUAUCGUGCCAGUCCCAUCUCGCCGUUUGGUUCCAGCACCCACGCAGUCCCGAUUGUGGAGAGUUUCUGGCAAAACUAUGAGGACGGUAACACUGUCAACAGGGAGUAUCUGCUUAUGGCACUAGCGAACGUUAGUGAUAUCUUCAUCAAGGCAACUUACAACACCGUUUCCAAUGAGGCCGCCCUAUCACACGUCAGUUUGGACAUUGCUCGGGACAGCCCGUACGGUACUGGCGUACGAGCCUGGCCGGUUGAGCAGUGCCAGUGCCCCACGGGACAUAUUGGGUUGUCUUGCGAGGACUGUGCACCCGGUUACUUCAAGGGCGAUUAUGGUCUGUAUCUCGGUCUAUGUGAACCCUGCUCGUGUAAUGGCCAUUCAGAGGAAUGCGAUUCACAAACUGGCGAUUGUUUGAACUGCCGGGACAAUACGUACGGACCCAAUUGCGAGCUUUGCCGGCCACCAUACGUGGGCAACGCGACCGUCGGUACGCCGUACGACUGUACGCUCAGCGAACCGGAUCAGGCUUUCGACUGCCGGGAGUGUGACGUGCGUGGCUUUACUGGGCGCUGUCAACGAGGCUGCGAGUGUAAACAGCUGGUCGAAGGACGUCGCUGCGAUCAGUGCCGAGAAGGCUCGUUUGGUUUGGGUGUGCGCCAAGACACCGGUUGCCUGGAAUGCUUCUGUUCUGGUGUGACGAAGUCAUGUGGCAGCUCGAACUUGUACCGUGAAGAGCUGCCGGUUAUCGUGGAUACGUUUGACAAUAAGGUUACGCUUACCGAUCGCAAUGGUCGAGUGCUUGUGAACGACAACUUAUAUGUCAACCCGGGCAUCAACGAGAUCAGCUACACGUUCCGCGAUCGGGAGACAUACUACUGGAGUCUCCCGUAUGUGGUGCUUGGCAACCAGAUCCGAUCUUACGGUGCCAAUCUUUCGCUAACGCAGCACGUCGAAGGUGGCCGAACGCUUCCCGAUCAGGACAUCAUGCUUAUCGGCAAUGGCUUGAAGCUAGCGUGGUCCCGCAGCUACUACGAUGACGGAACCUUCACCGUACCACUGGUCGAACGCGACUGGACUGUAGUCAACCGAAGGACCUCCUAUCCGGCCUCUCGAAACGAUAUGCUUACCGUACUGUCCAAUCUCGAGCACAUUCUGAUCCGUGCGACCACAAAGGAGUCGACUCGGUUGUCGCGCUUGAGCGACAUUGCACUGGGAACGGCCAUUCCCACACGCUCGAUCUACGGCAUGGCCGAGGAAGUUGAAAUGUGCCGCUGUCCUCCGGGAUAUCGUGGUUUAAGCUGCGAGGAAUGUGAGGACCUGCAUUAUAGGGAUAUAUACGACCGUUCGGCCGGUUUGGGAGUUUGCAAACCGUGUCCGUGUAGUCACGAAAAUGCCGAAUCUUGCCAGAUGAGCGAUCGUGGCGUCGUGACGUGCAACUGCAGGGAAGGUUACAGUGGCGACAACUGUGACAACAGUAAACCUGCUAACAAUAUGGCCCCCACCAGGGUUAAAUGCAUGAACAACGCGUUCGUACUAGAAUCGUCAAACGGUAACCACGACUUUUACCAGAAAUGCGAUAACGACGGCUUGGAAAUUGGUGUGAUGGUCAAGAGCAAGCGAUCGAACGAAGAAAACGACACACCUCCCAUUGUACCACCCCGAGACCCAGUAAUUGAGGUGGUCAUCAAUGUUCCCACCAUCAAGAUUGUCGAGAUUGGUGACGAGUUCCGGGCCGAUUGCCAAGCACACCACGUAGUAUCAAAGAUCCCGAUUGAUGUCCAAUGGACCAGAGUUAACGGUCGGUUGCCGGAGCGCGCAUACACGGAUCGUGGAACGUUGAUCAUAACCAACGUGCAAAUUACCGACGGUGGCUCGUACGUCUGCAAGGCCGGUAGCGGAGCCGAUCUGGUACGCAAGGAAGUCACGAUCAGUGUUACCGCACAAACGCCCGUUAAACCGACGGUGCAGGUAUCGCAACCAUUCAUCGACACGGAUGAGUAUCUUUCGGCGGAAGUACGUUGCACAGCGACCGGUUACCCAACGCCUAGCAUCACCUGGGAGCGCGUCGAUCAGCCACUGCCAUACAACUCCAUGACCGAGUACGGUUUGCUACGGUUUACGUCCUUGCGACAGAACGAUGCCGGCACGUAUCGCUGCAUCGCCCGGAACGAUGUCGGGGAAUCAGACAUACUGGUGAUGGUGUAUGUACGCCCAUCUGGUACGCCAACUAGGCCGCCAUCGUCCUCGGUCGAUGAAGAACGUGUGCAAAUCAUGCCAAGCAGCUACGACGGACAGCCAGGCGAGCAGGUCCGUCUCAUUUGCCAGUGUUCGCCGAAUGCACGGGUUACCUGGAGCAAGCAAGGUGAAUCACGGCUUCCGGACAACGCGAACGUUCGCAAUGAGAUCCUGAUCAUCGAACAUGCGUCCCAGGAGAAUUCGGGUCGGUACAGCUGUACCGCGUUCUUCCCGAACGGACAAGUCAAAAUGUCAACCGUUGAUGUGGUGAUUUCCGACCGUGGCAUGCCUCCAUCCUCGAACAAGGUGGCACCUCGCGUGAAUCCAUUAAACAAAAACUACGUCGUGCUGCAGGGUGCGGACUUCUCGUUGUCCUGCGAAGCGACCGGCACGCCUUUCCCAAUUGUGAAAUGGACAUUGAGUGGCAAACCGUUCGAGAGUAACGUCCAACAAAAUGGCAACGUACUGCGCAUCUUUAAUGCACAACCCAGCAACGGUGGUGUGUACAUCUGCGUAGCAAGCAACGAAGAAGGCAUGGAUCGUGCUUACACCGUCGUGGAAAUCGAUCGCCGUGAAAAGCCCGUGCUAGAGAUAUAUCCAAGCGAACCGCAGACGAUCAAGGUUGGCGAAUCGGUGCGGUUGAGCUGCCGUGCCUCGGCCGGUAUACCGUACCCGAAGAUAUCGUGGGUCCGUAAAGAUCGAAUGCCAUUAUCAACGCGCUUCUCGAACGAUGCUGAGGGUGUCAUCACGCUGCGUGAGGCCACGCUUGAAGACGCCGGUGAGUUCGAGUGUCGUGCGGAUAAUGUAGCCGGUUCGGCCAUCAUUGCCACGACCAUCGAGGUGUUGCAGCCGCCGAUCAUCACGCUCGAACCAAACGAGUACCACAAAAUCACGGAGAAUGACGAUUUCACGAUACGCUGUACGGCCACGGGUAAACCCGCACCGAAGGUCACCUUGAUACCACCGCAGGGAACCAUGCGGGUACACUAUAAGCAACGUACCGAAGGAUUACGAGAGGCCAGUCUGCAACUGCACCGGGCUGAACCGAACGAUGCAGGCACAUACGAGUGUAAAGCGGAGAACGCGGCAGGUGAAGAUUCCCAGUUCCUGACGCUGCAGGUGGACCCGAAACGUGGUGACGUCGGUGGACAUGAUGACGAUUACGAUCAGCACUACCGGCCACGUCCUCAACCACCGCGUCCGUUACCACCCGGUCAACCUUCCCGACCGUUAGUCCACACGUACAAGGCUAACCUGGGCGAGAUAACGCACCUGGUAUGCAACGAGCAAUUCAUGAAUGCCCAAACGGAAUGGCGUCGUAGUGACGGACGUCCGCUGCCAAAUGGCGCCCAAGUAGAAGGUGGUAGUCUUCGUAUCGACAACACAGGUUACGACGCGCAAGGCACGUACGACUGUGUGGUGUUCUCGCCUUCCUUGGAACAAGAAACCAUGGUUCGUAUAGUUGUGGAAGUAGUUGCACCGCCAAAGAUCAGCUUUAGUCCGCCGAUGCCGAUGACAGUACGCCCAGGCGAGGUGGUGGACAUCUUCUGCAAUGUUACGGGCGACCCGCCGAUUACGGUUCGAUGGCACGCGGAACACGGCCGUCUGCCAAAUAGUGUGGAAGUGAUGGAUGAAUAUUUGCGAUUCCACAGUAUCGCACCGGAAGACGCUGGACGAUACUUCUGCACAGCUUCAAAUCGGCACGGCAACACGACGAAAGUCGCCGAAGUGAUCGUUAACCGAAAUGAACUUGUACCACACCCAACAGACAAUGGCAAGCGUCAUCAUGAUGUUGCAUAUGGAUCAUCCAUCCAGCUGGAAUGCAAGCCGCCUCCAGAUGCUCCCUACGUCAACGUGCAAUACGACUGGAGCCGUUUGGAUCGACCGCUGCCCCGAGGAACACCGGCCAAUAGCAAGAUGCUGUAUUUCCGUAAUGUCGGGGACAACGACGCUGGAACCUACGUGUGUCGCAUGACGUACCCGGGAGGCAUGGUGUCGCAUGAUUAUGUAACGCUAUCCAUCAAGGCUCCAGAAUCGCUACCAGUUCUUCAGCUGCAACCGUCCCGAUCGCUGAUCCGACCAGGCGAAUCGCUCGUAGUCGACUGUAACUCAUCCGCCGGAACAUCCGUUCCGAUCCGCUGGGAAAAGACCAACGGAGACUCGCUACCGUACCACAUGCGCCAAGAUGGAAACCGACUCUACAUCCAGAAUGCACGCGAGGACGACACUGGCACGUACACAUGCGUCUGCUACACCGAGGAUGGUCUUCGAUACAUCACGGACUUCCAGCUGGAGGUGGAAGAAAACAUGAUCCCCGACAGUCUACCGCGCAGUACAUCGCGUGUAGAGUUCGCAGAGCGUGGCAUGACCGUAAAGCUGCAGUGUAACACGGAUCUUCACCCAACGUCCUACCAGUGGUCACGGGUUGAUGGAGAACUUCCCACGGAUCGGGACACACGCGGAUCUGUCCUGACACUUACGAACCUGCAGGCUUCGGACGCCGGAAAGUACGUUUGUUCCGCCAAACACGCCGGCCAGUCAGUGAACGUGGUGAUCACGCUCGUCGUGAACAACGUGAUUCCGUUCUUCCCGCAGUCACCGAGAAGCUACAUGGAGUUUAAGUCGUUCGACAACGUGUACUCGAAGUUCUACUUUGAGGUUUCCUUCAAGCCGGAAAAGAUGAACGGUCUCAUACUGUACAGCUCGCAGCGCCGUCCGAACCAGGACUACAUCGCACUAUCGCUGCGCAAUGGAUUCCCACAGUUCCGGUUCAACUUUGACGGCCAGCAGGUGGUGCUGCAACCGGAAAAACCGAUCCGCAUGGGCGAGUGGCACACGGUUAAGGUGAACCGGGUGCGCAACAAUGGAUUCCUGCUCGUCGACGACCAAACGCCGGUCAACUUCCCCGAGAAGCUCAAGUUUUAUGGGCUUAAUCUGGACGAUCACCUGUUUAUUGGUGGCGUGCCGAACUUCGAGCACGUGCCCUCGUCAGCGAUGGAAUCGAAGGAAGGCUUCGUUGGUUGUAUCAGCCGGUUGAAGCUGAACGAGCGCGAGGUACAGCUGUACCAGGAUGCGCUGGAAUCCGUGGGCAUAACGACGUGCGAACCGUGUGCUGAUGAUCCGUGUAGUAAUGCCGGAACGUGCUUGGAGGCGCAAACCGCCCAUGGGUAUAGCUGUCUCUGCCGGGAUGGGUACACGGGCAAGAACUGCCAGCACGAGGGUGCAGGAUGUGGUGAGGACACGUGCGGUGUUGGGCGCUGUGAGGAGAUGGAUAGCGGACCGGAGUGUUACUGUCCGGUGCACAAAACCGGCGAUCGUUGUCAGUACACGGAACACUACACGGAUGCGACGCUUGCCUUUAAGGAUGGUAGCUAUGCGGCGUACGACAAAUUCCAAUCCAAGCGUAGUAUUCGGUUCCGCUUCAAGCCCGACUCGCUAGAGAAUGGCGUUAUGGCUUACGCAGCUGAGCAAGAGCAAGGAUACGGUGACUUUAUGGCGGUGAUUCUGAACAACGGCUUUGUCGAGCUGCGCUACAGUGUAGCCGGAAAAACGAAACCACUGAUCGUGCGAUCGACGGUGCCAAUUCAGGUUGGCCAAUGGCACACGGUUUCGGCGGGACGCGUCAAGAGCGGUAUCGGAUACCUGCAGGUUGAUGACGAAGCGGUCAUCAACGAAACGGCCAGCCGCAAUACGCCGAUCUUGCUGAAAACGAAGGUGUACGCCGGUGGCUACGAUAAACGAUUGUUCCUUAGCCAGGAGAUUGGCGUCCGACGAGGAUUCGAGGGUUGCAUCGCUGAGCUGGAAACGUCCGGCAACAAGGUGAACAUGAUCGACGACAUCCGGGACUCGGCGAACGUGUACCAUUGUGGGCACGCGGAUGCCCACCAACCGGAUCCGGGCGCGGAUGACGGUCCACUCACGUGUCGCCCGGGACGUGGCGGAUACGACUGUGAAACCAUCACCGAUAUCUGCCUCGACCAGAGACCGUGCGAGAACGGUGCCCUCUGUCAAACGCACUCGGGUGGCCAAAAUUACACCUGCACCUGCCAGCCAGGAUAUCUAGGGUUACGGUGCGAAACCGAGUACAAGACGAUCGUCGCGUCCCGUUUCAACGGGGACGGUUUCGUCGAGAUCAGCUCGGACGCGUUGGAAAAGGGCGAAAACCAGCUAACGACCGAGCUGGCCAUCAUGUUCAGUGCGUACGAACAAAACGGGCUGCUAAUUUGGUACGGACAGCGCAACGACGAGGAGUUCCUUGGCCACGAUUACAUCGCGCUGGCCAUCCAGAACGGGUUCGUCGAGUUGACGAUCCGCAUGGACGGACAGGAAUCGUACGUACGCAAUAACGACGUGUACGUGGUCGAUAAUGAGCGGCACGUGGCCGUCAUCCGGCGUGAACGCAACCAGUUCCACCUGCAGGUUGACUCGAUGACCGUUCACGGUGAGACGCGUCCAACCGACAAACCGACGAUGUUCCUUCCAGGCAACGUUUACAUCGGUGGCGUGCCGGACAUCGAGCGUGUCACUGGCAAUCGGUACAACGAAAGCUUCAACGGAUGCGUAUUCAGCGUGGAGAACGUCGAGCACGGCAAAACGAUCGAGCUGCGUGAUUACGCCAUCCGUACGGUCAACGUUGACGUGUGCGAUGAACCCAACCUAGGAACGGAACCGCCCGUUGUCUAAGGGCAUGGGGCAGUGGCUGUCGUCAAAAGGGAUUGCACCUGCCAGCAGCAAUGGCCGGUGAGCCCCGGAAACCAGCGCCUGGUGAGUGGCGGCGUGUGGAGCCCAGUUACACACAACACAACGUAGACGUUAAAGAAAAGAAAAAAAAGUAACACAUAUAGAGGAACAGGAAAACGCACAAACGCAUACCCUAAAACGUAUGUAUCGUAUACCUAGAGAAACGCGGGAGAUUGUGCGAGCGUAAAAAAGAAAAGAGUUAAGAACCGAAACAAGCAAACAAACAAACAAACAGAUAAGCAUACAGUAACGCGUACAGUAACGAACAACGAAUGUGCCAAAUAAUUGUAGUAUUUAUGUAAAGAGAAGGAGAGAAAGAGAGUGAAAGGAAGGAAAAACACAAGAGGGACAAAAAGCACACAGAAAAGGAGCGCACAGUAAAGUCAAGCGCAGGUGGCGUCCGAGUGUCCAAACCAGUGGACCAAAGAAGUGCACCUAAUGAUUAUUGCGCUUUUUUUUUUCUUCUAACAUCCUUACACAUCCCUUUUGGUCCGUACGAUCGGUGCCGCAUCAUUCGCGUUAGUCCCGCACGCCCGGAAGCCGAUAUGAUGGUGCAUGUGCUGGCUUUUGUGACGCUGCGGAUGGACACACACAAAAACCACCCUACGUUUGUUGAAUAUGGUUAGCUGGCUACCGGGCGUCCACGGGUUUGCCGACAUCCCGGAAUGGGGACGUUUUUUUUUGCUUUAAGGAAACGCAACUGAUUUGCAAAGUGUUCAUUUCUGGAGAGAGAAAAAACCACCGGACUCACCAGCCGGAAGAGUGGUCGCUAACACGUGAGACGAGGCUUCUCGUUCGCGAUCGUAAUCUCAAAUCGUUCAUUUUCUUUUUUCGCGUCACACAACUAAUAACUGCCCGAGCCAACACAAUGGACUUCAAUUCAAUUUUACGCUGUAAGUGCUUUCUGUAUGUUUAUGUUUAAGAGAGACGAAAUCAAACUAUGACGAAAAUAUAACCACUUGUGUGAGAGCAAGCUCCUCUGUGGUUUGCGGUGGUAGAGCGCUGGCGUCACAACAGUUUAUUUUCCUAUCGAUUAUGACAAUAAAAAAAAACCACGAUUAGUCAAUGUAAAAUGACCAGUAAACCAGAG